UAAAACUAGCUGUUUGGCAAGUCAGUGCAAGCGGCUGACUUCUGAGAGGCUUCAAGGAGCCAGAAGAGAAGAGGAGCUCCACAGGGGGAAGGCAGUGCGUGUGCUGGGGUUGUUGUUGUUGUUUUUUCUGAAUGAACUGCUUGCAGAAGUGACUGAAAAAAUACAGUUUCUUCCUGAAUCUGCCGGCAUAGUGACUGAAAGAGAGCUCUAGACAGGACAUGGCUCUGAAGACGCCCUCCUUGGAAUGUCCUCUCACUCCCGGCUUCUAAACAACUGUCCUGGGGGAAGGCAGGUUUUCCAUAUCCAAAUACAGCCUGACACAUGGCACUUUGGAACUGUGCUUUCUGAUGACAACGCGUUCGAUUUGGGACAAAGCCUCUGGCGUGCUGCCUCUGGAGGGGAGUCCUAAGUGAAACUCAGCCCGCCUGAACGUGAGGAUCUCCGGCAGCAGGCGGGCAGCAUGGCAUCUGCCGGCUACCUCAUCACCUGGCUCCUGUGGGGCCACUUGCUGGAGCUCUGGACAGGAGGUCACACGGCCGACACCCCACACCCCCGUUUACGCCUGUCACAUAAAGAGCUCUUGGAUCUGAACAGAACAUCAGUGUUUCAUAGCCCUUUUGGAUUCCUUGAUCUGCAGACAAUGCUGCUGGAUGAAUAUCAAGAGAGACUCUUCGUGGGAGGCAAGGAUCUUGUGUAUUCCCUCAGCUUAGAACACAUCAGCAGUGGCUAUAGAGAGAUACGCUGGCCAAGUACAGCACUGAAAACAGAAGAAUGCAUAAUGAAAGGAAAAGAUGCUAGUGAAUGUGCAAACUAUGUUCGGGUUUUACAUCACUAUAAUAGGACACACCUUCUGACCUGUGGUACUGGAGCUUUUGACCCACUCUGUGCCUUCAUCAGAGUUGGAUACCAUUUGGAGGAUCCCCUUUUUCACCUGGAAUCUCACAGAUCUGAGAGAGGAAGAGGCAGAUGUCCUUUUGAUCCCAGCUCUUCCUUCAUCUCUACUUUAGUUGGUAGUGAGCUGUUUGCUGGACUCUACAGUGACUACUGGGGCAGGGACGCUGCCAUCUUCAGGAGCCUGGGGCGACUGGCUCACAUCCGCACCGAGCACGAUGACGAACGCCUGUUGAAAGAGCCAAAAUUUGUAGGUUCGUAUAUGAUCCCUGAUAAUGAAGACCGAGAUGACAACAAAGUGUAUUUCUUUUUUACGGAGAAGGCCCUGGAGGCAGAAAACAAUGCUCACGCGAUUUACACCAGAGUGGGGAGACUCUGCGUGAAUGAUGUAGGAGGACAGAGGAUACUAGUGAACAAGUGGAGCACUUUCCUGAAAGCUAGACUGGUUUGCUCAGUACCAGGAAUGAAUGGAAUUGAUACAUAUUUUGAUGAAUUAGAGGAUGUUUUUUUGCUACAUACCAGAGAUCAUAAGAACCCAGUGAUAUUUGGACUCUUCAACACUACCAGUAAUAUAUUUAGAGGGCAUGCUAUAUGUGUCUAUCACAUGUCUAGCAUCCGGGCAGCCUUUAAUGGACCAUAUGCACAUAAGGAAGGACCCGAAUACCACUGGUCACUCUAUGAAGGAAAAGUCCCUUAUCCAAGACCUGGUUCUUGUGCCAGCAAAGUCAAUGGAGGGAGGUAUGGAACCACCAAAGACUAUCCUGAUGAUGCCAUCAGAUUUGCAAGAAGCCAUCCACUUAUGUACCAGCCCAUAAAACCUGCCCAUAAAAAACCAAUACUGGUGAAAACGGAUGGAAAGUAUAACCUGAAACAAAUAGCAGUGGAUCGAGUGGAAGCCGAGGAUGGCCAAUAUGAUGUCUUGUUCAUUGGGACAGAUAAUGGAAUUGUGCUGAAAGUAAUCACGAUUUAUAACCAAGAAACAGAAUCAAUGGAAGAAGUAAUUCUAGAAGAACUUCAGAUAUUCAAGGACCCAGUUCCUGUUGUUUCUAUGGAGAUCUCAUCAAAGAGACAACAGCUCUAUAUUGGAUCUGCGUCUGCCGUGGCCCAAGUCCGAUUCCAUCAGUGUGACAUGUACGGAAGUGCGUGUGCGGACUGCUGCCUGGCUCGAGACCCUUACUGUGCCUGGGAUGGCAUCUCCUGCUCCCGCUAUUACCCAACAGGCACGCAUACAAAACGGCGGUUCCGCAGACAAGAUGUUCGGCAUGGAAAUGCAGCUCAGCAGUGCUUUGGACAGCAGUUUGUUGGGGAUGCUCUGGAUAGGACUGAAGAGCGAUUGGCCUAUGGCAUAGAGAACAACAGUACUUUGCUGGAAUGUACCCCACGAUCUUUACAAGCAAAAGUUAUCUGGUUUGUACAGAAAGGACGUGACACAAGAAAAGAAGAGGUGAAGACAGAUGAGAGAGUGGUUAAGAUGGACCUUGGUUUACUCUUCCUAAGGGUACACAGAAUGGAUGCUGGGACCUAUUUUUGCCAGACAGUAGAGCACAGUUUUGUCCAUACAAUCCGUAAAAUCACCCUGGAGGUUGUGGAAGAGGAGAGAGUGGAGGAAAUGUUUAAUAAGGACUACGAAGAGGACGGGCCCCACAAGAUGCCUUGUCCUGCUCAGAGCAGCAUCCCCCAUGGAACAAAACCCUGGUACAAGGAAUUCUUGCAGCUGAUUGGUUAUAGCAACUUCCAGAGAGUGGAGGAAUACUGUGAAAAGGUAUGGUGCACGGAUAAGAAGAGGAAAAAGCUGAAGAUGUCCCCUUCCAAGUGGAAGUAUGCCAACCCACAGGAAAAGAAGCUCCGUCCCAAAGCCGAGCACUAUCGCCUGCCCAGGCAUGCGCUGGACUCCUGAUGGGGUGAAACCUGAAGAAUUUAUAUUUAGAAACUUAAAAAGAGAGAGAGAGAAACCAUCCACCUUCUUUGCAUCACUUAAAAGAGAUUUCUGUAAUACAGAAAGGACCAUGUAGUUGUUACAAUAAAUUAUUCUAAAGACACAUUUGACUGGUGAACCUCACAUAAAAUUACCUAAUUUUUUAAA
This is a messenger RNA of Hippopotamus amphibius kiboko, 2974 nucleotides long. It is a transcript of the gene SEMA3E, whose product is annotated as semaphorin 3E. NCBI's taxonomy places the organism in Eukaryota, Metazoa, Chordata, Mammalia, Artiodactyla, Hippopotamidae. Gene Ontology annotation, biological process: negative chemotaxis; axon guidance; neural crest cell migration. The transcript is spliced from 17 exons. The coding region runs from base 461 to 2788 and encodes 775 amino acids. Gene Ontology annotation, molecular function: chemorepellent activity; semaphorin receptor binding. The record is from RefSeq and is a predicted model, not a curated record.